CUACAGUCUAUACACACGCACCUGUGAAGUUCGGUAGCUUUAUUUUACAGUAUACCCGCAGUCGCAGAUUAGUAGUACUUUGCUCGUUGUGCUCUAAGGGAAAUCGCUUUUUGUGCCCAUCGGCACUCGGGCGAGCUUUUCGUACGUGUACCAAACCUCAUCUUCCUACUCCCCUAAAUCCCCCUGUGGUACCUUUUCUCCCCGAGGGCGAAUGAAUGCGUGCUCGCGGUUGUCACGCGUGUAAAUCUUGGCUGUGAUCUUGGGGGGAAAAAAAGAGGAGGAAAAUAAUUUAAAAAAAAAGAAGUAAAAAAAAGAAAAGAAAAAAAGAGAGCAUCGAGAGGAGCUUUGAAUAUACACAGAGCGAGAGGGUCACGGAGCAAUGUACAGGGAGGCGGUGAUUCGCGCCUUCCGCAUCCUGAAAUCAACGUCCGAGCAGACGAGCACUGGGUCGAGGCGCUGUUUUCACUCUCACUUGGAGAAACGGGCCGCCGUGCCAAAGUACACGAAACUCUGCUCAGCGAGAUAUCUAGAUGCCUCUUACGGAAGUGCCUUGGAGCUCGAACGAGCACAACAGUCACGCACUUACAGCUUCAUUCAUGACAGCCACUACAUGUACACGAGAGACCAAGAUCAAGCCACCAACGCGGAGGAUGUCAUGUUUGACAUGUUCAAAAAUGAGGAGACUGGAUUGCUUCACGUCGGAAAAUUUUUGGCGGCCUUGAGAACGACUGGUCUGAGAAAAAAUGACCCCCGACUGCAGGAGCUUACGGACAAUUUGAAAAAGGAGCACAUAAAAUCCGGCGGCCACGAGGGCAUAUCCCACGAGACCCAAAAAUUGGAUCGCGAACAAUUCCGAAGGAUCAUAACGCCCAACAUCGUCCUGAUCUCGCGUGCGUUCCGGCACCAGUUCAUCAUCCCGGACUUCCCGGGCUUCACCAAGCACAUCGAGGACUUUUACUGGAAGUGCAAGUCCAACAUCGAGGGCAAGGUGGCCUCGUACAUACCCCAACUGGCCCGCAUGAACCCGGAGUACUGGGGCGUGUCGGUCUGCACCAUAGACGGCCAGCGCUUCAGCAUAGGCGACACCAACAUCCCGUUCACCCUCCAGAGCUGCAGCAAGCCCCUCACGUACGCCAUAGCCCUCGAGAGGCUCGGGACCGAGGUGGUCCACCAGUACGUCGGCCAGGAGCCCUCCGGCAGGAACUUCAACGAGCUCGUGCUCGACCACAACAAAAAGCCCCACAACCCGAUGAUCAACGCCGGGGCGAUACUCGUGUGCUCGCUGUUAAAGACCCUCAUCAAGCCGGAGAUGACGCUGGCCGAGAAGUUUGACUUCACGAUGAACUACUUCAAGCGGCUGGCAGGUGGGGAGCCCCUGGGUUUCAACAACGCCGUGUUUUUGUCGGAGCGCGAGGCCGCCGACCGGAACUACGCCCUUGGCUUCUACAUGCGGGAGCACGGCUGCUACCCCGAGAAGACCAACCUACGCGAGUGCAUGGAUUUUUACUUCCAGUGCUGCUCGAUGGAGGCGAACUGCGAGACGAUGGCCGUGAUGGCGGCGACUCUGGCGAACGGUGGCAUCUGCCCGAUCACCGAAGAGAAGGUCCUGAGGCCCGACAGCGUCCGCGACGUGUUGAGUCUGAUGCACAGCUGCGGCAUGUACGACUACAGCGGCCAGUUCGCCUUCAAGGUUGGCAUACCGGCGAAAUCGGGAGUGUCGGGUAGCCUGUUGAUGGUGAUACCCAACGUGAUGGGGAUCUGCACGUGGUCGCCGCCCCUGGAUCCUCUGGGCAACUCGUGCCGGGGCGUGCAAUUUUGCGAGGAGCUGGUGGGCGAGUUCAACUUCCACCGAUACGACAACCUCAAGCACGCGACCAACAAAAAGGACCCGAGGAGGCACAAGUACGAAACCAAGGGCCUGUCCAUCGUCAAUUUGCUCUUCAGCGCGGCCAGCGGCGACAUAACGGCUCUGCGCAGACACGGCAUGCGAGAUUACCUGGAGUGGCACCGGCUGAGUGGCAUGGACAUGACACUGUCGGACUACGACGGCCGGACUGCACUCCAUCUGGCCGCUAGCGAGGGCCAUCUGGACUGCGUUGAAUUUCUCAUCGAACAGUGCCGAGUGCCCCACGAUCCCAAGGACAGAUGGGGUAACCGACCGAUCGACGAGGCUGAAACCUUCGGCCAUGCCCAGGUGGUCGAGUACUUGAAAAACUACGAGUCACUUCGUCAAGCCGGACUUAACAAGAAUAAAAACAACAGCAAUGGUAAUUCUGAUGACAACAACGGCUCAUCCAUCGAUGGCGUGAAAAAAGAGACGAUGGAAACAAAAUCAUCGCCACAUCCGAUAAUCGACCCGUCGUCCAGCAGCAGUCAAUCUUCACCCCUACCUUAAACGUCAAUUCUACGUGUGUUCAUUUCUUUCAUGAAUCUCACGAUGUCGAGUGGCGUGAUUAAAUAAGUACGACUAUUGUCCACGAAAUAAGCAUCAAUGUUGUUUUUUUUCAGCUUCUUUGUUUAUACGUUGUCAAUGAUUUUUUUUCUUUUUUUUUUUUUUUUU
Copidosoma floridanum is the source of this 2560-nucleotide messenger RNA. RefSeq names its product glutaminase (gene GLS). Gene Ontology annotation, biological process: L-glutamine catabolic process. NCBI's taxonomy places the organism in Eukaryota, Metazoa, Arthropoda, Insecta, Hymenoptera, Encyrtidae. Gene Ontology annotation, molecular function: glutaminase activity; protein binding. The record is from RefSeq and is a predicted model, not a curated record.